Eubalaena glacialis (North Atlantic right whale) is the source of this 1036-nucleotide messenger RNA. It is a transcript of the gene C19H17orf67, whose product is annotated as chromosome 19 C17orf67 homolog. The record is from RefSeq and is a predicted model, not a curated record. The transcript has 5 exons. The coding region runs from base 316 to 588 and encodes 90 amino acids. NCBI's taxonomy places the organism in Eukaryota, Metazoa, Chordata, Mammalia, Artiodactyla, Balaenidae.
GCUCCCGGGCCCGCGCGGUCUCCCUCAGGCCCGCCUCCGCCCACCGCGCGGCCCCGCCCCUCUCGCGAGGCCUCGGGGGCCAGGACCCCGGCCCCGCCCGCCCCUCCGGCCCUACCUAUCCUGGGGCGGUGGCGCGGCUCGGGGGGCCAGGCUUCGGGUCUUCCUCCCACCCUCGCGCCGCCAGGAGGCCUGCGGGGGCGUGCGGACACCACUGGAGCUUCCCGGGCCCACUGGAGCCGCGGGCGAGGGCGGGGCCUGCGGCGAGAGCUCGGCGGCUGGGAGGAGGUGUGAGGCGGAGAGAGGGAUCAAGGCAGGAUGAAGAGGUUAUUUGUGCUUGUGCUGUCUCUCACCUUACUGAUUUUCUUCUCAGGGGCCUCCCCGAUUCUGAUGGAAAAGCGGGCCAAACAGGUCCUGAGAUCCCGGCGCCAGGACAGGCCGAGCAAACCCGGGUUCCCUGAUGAACCCAUGUGGGAGUACAUGCACCAUCUGCUCCGCCUGGAGCACCGCGCUGAGGAGCAGUUCCUGGAGCAUUGGCUGAACCCGCACUGCAAGCCCCACUGCGACAGGAACGUGGUCCAUCCUGUGUAAGCAGCUCGGACCAGCCCCCGCAAGCAUUUUGAUAAACAACGGCCCGGAUACUAUUGAAACAAGAUGAGGCUCCUUUCGUUUCUUUUUUCAGCUGUGGAAUGGACGUCUUCAGGUUUUGUGAAUUGUGGGCACAGCAAAGGUUGCCUUGGGGAUUGAUGGCAGAUAUUUACGCUGCUUCAUUUGACUAACCUGCACAACUCAUUAAAACCAAUCGCUUAACCUAUAGGCCCCCCUCCCUCCCCCGCAAUGGCCUGCCUACUGCUGUGGAAGGGUGCGAAGAAGGAGAAUCUUUCCUGGGGCUGGUGGAGCUGGGACCUCCAGAACAGGAGAGGGGUUAGCGAGGAAGCCUUGUUCAGCUAAGUAAGCACACCACUUGGGGCGGCUGGGGUUUUGGUCAUUGCUUUUUUUUUUUUUCUUUCUCUCCUUUUCUGCUCUAAUAAACACUGGU